Penicillium psychrosexuale is the source of this 357-nucleotide messenger RNA. RefSeq lists its product as uncharacterized. Bases 1 to 357 code for a protein of 118 amino acids. The transcript has a single exon. Lineage: Eukaryota; Fungi; Ascomycota; Eurotiomycetes; Eurotiales; Aspergillaceae. The record is from RefSeq and is a predicted model, not a curated record.
AUGUGGAACAACCUCGGAGUGUUCAUGGCAGCCGACAAGUUUGACAUUUCGCGUCUGAAAAUCCUUGCGAGAUCUCGAAUUAUGAAUUGGAUCUACGAAAACGCAAGGGGAUUUCCAUUGAUUGUGCAACAAAUUUGGAUCACCAUUCCGCCUCUUGAGACCGAGAUUCGAGACGCCAUAAUUAAGUCAAUCUCAUGCGAUGCGCAGGAGUUCCUCGCCUACGAUGAAAGUAUGGUGAUUAUGACAGAUAUACCAGAUAUUACCAUUGCUGUACUUAAGAAAAUUGCGGAGGAAAAUUCUUCACUCAAACUCAAACUUCAACUUCAACGGCAGAGGAAAACUGCCUCGAUGUGGUGA